This is a messenger RNA of Octopus sinensis (East Asian common octopus), 6070 nucleotides long. RefSeq names its product protein Mo25. The transcript is spliced from 8 exons. The record is from RefSeq and is a predicted model, not a curated record. Gene Ontology annotation, molecular function: protein serine/threonine kinase activator activity. NCBI's taxonomy places the organism in Eukaryota, Metazoa, Mollusca, Cephalopoda, Octopoda, Octopodidae. Bases 247 to 1266 code for a protein of 339 amino acids. Gene Ontology annotation, biological process: intracellular signal transduction.
UGCUGUCUCUCUCGCUGAUCGAUGAUCGGGAUCGAAACCGGAGAAAACCGAAGAAUGCCGGGCUGCCAGUCGUAACCGUGUUCGUCACUUUCCGCCGACCACCGCCACUGCGUACAUCUCAGUUGUUGUUCGUAACGUCAGCCAUCAUCAUCAAAGUUUUUCUUUUGGGACAACAAGGGAGGAGGAAUUUCAUUUAAGUCGUCCUCUGUUGGAGUAUAAGAUUUUCACCAGUCCUCUUGGUAGAUAAUGCCACUGUUUGGAAAAUCUCCCAAAAGUCCACAGGAAUUAAUUAAAAGUCUGCGAGAUGCUAUGCUAUCAUUAUCAAAAGAGCCCGGAAGGGGUGACAAGAAGUCGGAUAAGGCUUCUGAGGAAGUAUCGAAAAACUUGAAUAUUAUUCGCAACAUGCUUUAUGGGAGUGGAGACCAGGAGCCCCACACAGAAGUGGUGGCUCAGCUGGCUCAAGAGAUGUACAAUGGCAACAUGUUUCAAGUUCUGAUCAAGAACCUCAACAAAAUCGAUUUUGAGGGUCGGAAAGAUGUUGUUGCCAUAUUUAACAACCUCCUGCGGAGACAGAUUGGUUCAAGAUCACCAACAGUUGAAUAUAUUUGUACACGUCCAGAAAUUCUAUUUGACCUGAUUAAAGGCUAUGACCAGCAAGAAAUUGCUCUGAACUGUGGUAUGAUGCUGAGAGAAUGCUGCCGCUAUGAACCUCUUGCCAAGAUAAUGCUUUAUUCAGAUGAAUUCUAUAAAUUUUUCCACUAUGUUGAAAUGUCCACAUUUGAUAUUGCUUCAGAUGCCUUCUCCACUUUCAAGGAAUUGUUAACGAAACAUAAGAUGCUUAGUGCUGAGUUUUUGGAAAAUAAUUAUGAUAAAGUCUUUGAAACUUACCAAAGGCUCCUAAAUUCUGAGAACUAUGUUACAAGAAGGCAGGCAUUGAAAUUGCUGGGUGAAUUGCUGUUGGACCGACACAAUUUCACCAUAAUGACUCGCUACAUCACAAACCCUGACAAUCUAAAACUCAUGAUGAACAUGCUGCGAGAGAAAAGCCGUAACAUCCAGUUUGAAGCUUUCCAUGUUUUCAAAGUAUUUGUUGCUAACCCCAACAAGCCAAAAGCCAUUCUUGACAUUUUACUCAGGAAUAAGGAGAAGCUAGUUGACUUCCUCACCAAGUUUCACACAGACCGUUCUGAAGACGAACAGUUCAAUGACGAGAAAGCUUAUUUGAUAAAGCAAAUUAAAGAACUGAAAGCUGUAGAAGCAUCUUAACAGUAAGCAAGGGACACACUGCUUGCAGGAGGUGGCUUGGAGGCUGGAGAUGAUGACAUGCAGGACAAAACAACCAAAAAAAAAAAACAGAAAAGAAAAAUUAAGCAUUAAAUAUAACAAAAGCACCUAAAAAAAAAACACACCCCAAAAUCCAACCAAUCCCCCAAAUAAAAAAAAACUAUCAACCAGCAGCUUUGAGAGGUAUGAAGCUGAUUUUGCAGUUUGUUUGUAUUGCUGGCAGAUUAAAGGAUGAUGAAUCGCAGCAAUUAUUGGAUCUCAAGCUAACCUAGAUUAUAAUAAAUCUAAUAAAUGUGAAAAGUGGUUGGGAAAAGAGGUGGAGGUGGUGGUGGUGGUCUAUUCCAGUAUUGUCCAGCCUGUUGUAAAGUAAAACAGUGUCCAACUUAUUGGUGAGGAGUGAGUGAGUGCAAGAGACUAAUGAGUGAGUGAGUGAGUGUGAGUGGCUGGCUAAAGCUGUGUGUGUGUGUAUAAACACAUAACAAAAUUGUAAAUGUAUUUUUGCACAAGAAUACAUUUUGGCCAGAAAACCUUGUUUUUAUGUGGUCACUUUAUAAAUGAAGAGACUGUUAAUUUAGCUUAAAAGACAUUUCAAUCGUUUGGAGAUAAAAAAACAAAACAAAAAAAAAAAAGAUACAAAACUAUUUAGCUUCCAAUUAUAAGAGUUUAUAUAUAUAUAUAUUUUUUUCUUGGACCUUUUUCAAGUGGAGAUAAAUCUUAAGAGAAGAACUACCUUGGAUUUUAAUUAAUUUAAAUCAUUUGAGCUGUUUGCUGCUCAUCUCACCUGUCCUGCUCCUGUCAACCCUUCUCUCCCUGCUUGCUCUCUAUUAGUUUGCGGAAGCAGAAGACAACACAGGCCGAAUGAAAGCUGGUUUGCAGUGUCCUCAGCCUUAAAACGGCUUUCCUCUUUCGGCCAAGGUUAGAACUGCUUUCAACAUGCAAUUUGUUGCACACAAGUGCAGCAGCAGCAGCCGAUUGCAACUGUUAUAUUGGCAACAAUUAUUAACUGCACUGAAUUCAGCAGCCGCAUUAACUUAUCACAUUAGGCAACAGUUAUACUGGUUCCAGUAGAAGCAGCAUCUUGCAUUGACUGACGCACCAGGACAAACAAUUCAAUAUCAAUAGUGGUUAGUUCAGUUUUACUGUGUGCUGCCUUAAAGUCACUGCUUUAUUUAUCUUUUUAACUAAAUCUGCUGUUCCCUUUCCUCCUGGGGUGGGUGGGGGCAUACAGUACACUCCAAAAAUUGAUUUGAUCAACCAACCAUCUGGGUCAUUUGGUUUUUUUUUUAAGUUCAACACCUAGAUGUAUAUAGAUUCUUUAGAAUACAAAGCAUUUUAACGUUGGUGUUAAGGUGUGUGUAUUUAUUCUUUAAAAGCCAGAUUAUUUUAACAUUUGACACUAAGCAGUUUUUUGGGUUUUUUUCCUUCUAAAAGGCAAUAUUUUAAACAUUUGGCACUAGUUCUGUAUAUAUAUAUUCUCUAAAAGACAAUAUUUUGAGCUGUAUAGAUUUUAAGAGAUAAUUAUUAAACCAGUAUUUUCUGAUCUUCAAAUUCUGCCAUUUCUUAUUUUUAAUCUAUUCCCACAAGUGUUCCCAUUUGUUGUGCUGGCUAAGACUAUAAACCAGUUUUUUUUUUCUUAAAAAUAACACAACUAGCAUGUGUCACUUCAUACCAGGAUUUUCCUUAGGAGUAAGCAUGUACAAAUGAGUAUUAAUUGUGUUGCCGCACUGAACUUUGUUAAUGAAACCCAUUUACUUGGUGUACAUAGCAAGCCACAGCUGUUGUCUAGGUUAUAUUUCAGAUGUUAAAAGUCCUCGCAUGACAUAGUUUUUCAACUGGAAGCCAUGCAGGUGCCCAUCUUCCCUUGACUACUACAAAUAACUGAUGGUAGUUCACCAGACAAAUACACUUAGUGGUAGUUAGUCACAUUCUGAGUUCAAAUCCAACCAGGGUCAUUAACUUCAAGUAAAGCACUUGAAAUUAUUUCGGUGAGUUGUAGCCAUUUUUUCUGCAUUUGUGACCUUAUCACUGUUAGACAUUAUUAGUUAGUGACCAUCUUAUUUAGCAACAGGAAACUACUCACAAAAAGAGAUGUGAAUUUAACAGCCUCCUCCAUGAAUCUGAGGCCUCAAAUCUUUGCAAGAAAUUAUUAUUAUUAUGAAUGCCUUAAUUUAGUUUUAUCCGUAUUGUGAGUCGAUCCAUUCGAGUUUCCUCUCAGCCCCUACAAAUGUUAGCGUCACGGAGUCUGUAAAGUUGUUGUGGUUGUUAGAUUUGAGAUAGGUUCAGUUAUAUACACCUGUCUCUCCACAAAUUAAGGACUCAUGCUACAUUAUUAUUAUUAUCAACGGCAGUGGAUGGGCUGACUCAGUAGAGAGUGGGGGGGAAAAUGCUUUGCAGUAUUUGUCCGCACUUUUACGUUCUGAGUUCAAAUCCUGCAAAGGUCGACUUUGCCUUUCAUCCUUUCAGGGUCUAUAAAAUAAAGUACCAGUCAUGUACUGGGGUUGAUGUAAUUGACUAAUCCCUUCCCAAAUACCUAGACUUGUGCCUAUAUAUAUUAGAAACCUUAUUAUCGACAAUGGUGCAUUUGGCAGAAUCAGUAGUGUAGAAAAAAUGCCUUGUAUUUAUUGUGGCUCUUUAUGUUCUGAGUUCAAAUCCCUCCAAAGUCAACAUUGCCUUUUAUUCUUUCAGGAUCAAUGAAAUAAGGUAACCAGUCAAGUACUAAGAUAACUGUAAUUGACUAAGCCUCCUCCCCCCUUCAAAAUUGCUGGCCUUGUGUCUAAAUAAGAAACAUUAUUAUUAUUAUUAGAAUAAUGGUUGACAGAAUCUAUAGCAUCUCAAGUACCACUUGAUUCUGUUCAAAUCCUGCCUCAGCCAACAUUUGCCUUUCAUCCUCUGGGGUGUGGUGGGGGUCUGUAAUGAAAUAGCAGUCAAAUACUAAGGUUCGAUUUUUAUUUGGUUGCUCUCCCUACCUCCCCCCCUCCCAAUUAUGUGCCUAUGGUGGAAAUUAUUAGGAGAGCAGAGGGCGAUGAGCUGGCAGAAUCGUUAGCACGCUGGGCAAAAUGUUUAGCGACAUUUUUUUGCCCAUCUUUACGUUCUGAGUUCAAAUUCUGCCAGGGUUGACUUUGCCCCUUCAUCCUUUCAGGGUCGAUAAAAUAAGUACCAGUCAAGCACUGGGGUCGAUGUAAUCAACCUAUACCCCUCCCCACAAAUUCUAGGCCUUACGCCUAUUAUAGAAAUUAUUAAGGGAGCAGAAUAAUUAGUGUCAAACAAGAUGCCCUGUGGUGUUUAGUUUUGGCUCUUUAGGUUCUAAGUUCAAAUCCUGCUAUGGUUGAGGUUUGCUUUUCAUUCUUCCAGGGUCAAUAAAAUAAAGUAACAGUCGAAGACCUGAGGUUGAUUUAAUGAACUGGCCCUCCCUGCAUUUUAUAUGGCCUUGCAUCUUAGAAACUGUUAUUAUUGUGAGUUGUGUAGUAACCCUUAAAUAGAUUUGGAAGACAAGAAGAGACAAUAUUUAAAAUAAUCCUCAUGUUUAAAAGACUUGUUACUUGAAUGUAACCAUUCUGCAUCGGCUUCUCUUAUUAGCAGCUGAAAAACUACAUGACCCUGACUAAGCAGGAGUAGCAAAGACAGUUUAUAUUGUCUGGCAGGAGGCCAGGUUCUUUCACAUUGCUAGGUACAGCAACAGUAUAAGAAACCGCUGUUAUGACAUGGGUAAUGUCUGCUCGGUCGGAGCAAUUUCACUUUCUGCAGACACUGAUAAAUAUUCUUGUUGGGUGUAGCCACGAAAGUCAUGGGUCUCACCACAGCCACUCUGACACCUAAAAUAUAGGGCUUUUGUACCUGUACACACAUACAUAGGUUUAGAAGAUCAAGCAGGAAAAAUAGAAUUUAAUACAUGAGUGUGUAUAUAUAAUAUAUAUAUUUGGAAAAUUGGCAAUUGUCGGUUUUUUUGGUUUUUUUUUUACCCUGAAGUUUUGCUUCUUUUUUUUUCACUAUUAUUUCUCCUUUGUUGGAUAUGCAGAAUUAGUUGAGCGUCGAACAAGAAGUUCCAUUACCUUCUGAGUUUCAAAUCCCUUUGAUCUCAAUUUUGCCUUUCAUUCUUCCAGGGUCAAUAAAAUAAAAUAUCAGCUAUAUAUUAUUGAGGAGUUUAUUUCCUUACCUCCCUUACUUCUCCCCUCCAAAGAAAAAAAAUUAUACAUAUAUAUAUGUAUAUGUAUGUGUGUAGUUUUCUUUUCUAUAUAAAGAAAUUAUUUGAUCCUUCAAGAACUCCACCAUAAUUAAAUAUAUCUAUAUGGCAGUUAUACCAGUCUUUCAAUAUAUCGGUAUUUUCUAAUUCUAAAUUGAUAUACUGGACACUGGUAUAAGUGUGUAUGCAUGUGUAUGUGAGAUGUAUGUAUGUAUAUAUAUAUAUGUGUGUGUACAUACACAUACAUCUGGUUUUCCAUGCUUUUAUGGGUUACACAGAUAUAUUGUUGAGGUUUUGUUUUACAGCCGGAUGCCCUUCCUGUCACCGACUCUUAGGUUUUUCCAAGUAAGGGACAUCUUAUGCCAUGUCUUCAAAAGUGCAAAAUCUGUAGAUGUCUUGUUUACAAGAGAAACAACAGCAACAUCACCCCCUUGUAGCCGAGUGAAGACAGACACACACGAAUGGGCUUCUAUCAGGUUUCAGCUACCAAAUCCACUCAAUGCUUUUUAGUCAGCCAAAAGCUCUUAGUAGAUAGCUCUACAGUGCCAUGAAAAACAAUUUUAUGUCCAGAUGCACACACAUACACUCAUAGAUACAGAGUCCACC